Cladocopium goreaui is the source of this 342-nucleotide messenger RNA. NCBI's taxonomy places the organism in Eukaryota, Dinophyceae, Suessiales, Symbiodiniaceae. The record is from the annotation of a GenBank genome assembly.
AUGCUGCUCUCGACAGUGCCGUUGCAUUUGUCAAUCCCUUGGGCAACCCAGGAAGACUUCGCGAAUGAGGUGACAAAGGCGGCAGAAAAGAAAGCCCGAAAGGAAGACCGCCGAAGGAGACUGGCGGAGGCGAUCACGAAAGCGACGGACAAGCACCUCCUGGAGGCCCCAGCUUUGCUAAGAAACACCAAGGGCAAAGUCGACUCCAAGUUGAAUCCGAAUGCCAGCGAAUUUGUCCAGUGUCCAGUUCGUGCCCAGGUUUUGGCUCUCAUGGAAGAUGCCGCUGCAGUGGGCCAGACAGACAUUGACUACGCAAUGGAGAAGAUGAAAGGAGUCAUUUGA